Messenger RNA from Cuscuta campestris, 2546 nucleotides. The record is from the annotation of a GenBank genome assembly. NCBI's taxonomy places the organism in Eukaryota, Viridiplantae, Streptophyta, Magnoliopsida, Solanales, Convolvulaceae.
CGCGUCCAAACUUAACCGUUUGAGAGUAAAGCGAUCAUGGGUUCUUCUUCUAGAAAUCUCUAUGCAGGAAUUGGAGAAGGUCAAUCAACUUCUAGGCCACCACUCUUUGAUGGCACCAACUAUUCCUAUUGGAAGGAACGGAUGAGAAUCUUUAUCCGUUCCACCAACUUCCAAUUAUGGUUGGUCAUCAAAAACAGAGAGGAAAUCCCGAUGAAGAAAGUUGACGACAAGUUGAUCCCCAAGACCGAAGAUGAGUUUGAUGCCGAGGACAUCAAGAAGAUUGAGAAUUAUGCAAAGGCCAUCAAUAUGCUAUAUUGUGCGGUCAACCCCGAUGACUACCGGAAAAUCUCCUGCUGCACAACCGGAAAGGAGAUGUGGGACAAGCUUGAAGUGACGUACGAAGGUACCGAUCAAGUUCGUGAAGCCAAGAUCGAUUUUCUCACCCAAGAGUACGAAAUGUUCCAAAUGAAAGAAGGUGAGAAAAUCGAUGACAUGUUCGACCUGUUCUCAAAGAUCAUCAACGACCUUCAUGCUCUCAAAAAGACUUACGCCAACAAGGAUCUCGUGAGGAAAAUCCUGAGGAGUCUCACACCCAAAUGGAGAUCAAAGGCUGACGCAAUCUACGAGUCCAUUGGAGUCUCCAAUGUCACCAUCGACGGGCUAAGAGGUAACCUCAAAACUUAUGAAUCUACUAUUCUAACCCCGUCUUUGGAUGAACAAAAGAAGAAAGGAAUAGCGCUCAAAGAAACCAAGGAGACCGUGGAAGAAGUCUCAAGUGAUGACGACAAGUUCCACAAAUUCAUGAAGAAGGAAUUUGAACGGAAAGGAAGAAAGCACGACGGUCCCGCGAAGUGCUAUGGCUGUGGCGAGAUAGGCCACAUCAAGCCAAGGUGUCCAAAAGGCAAAAGCGGCAAGGACAAACCUGGCUUCAAAAAGCAACGAGCCUAUAUCUCAUGGGGUGGUGACUCCGGCGACGAGUCAACUGAUCAAGAAGAGGAGGAAGCCGCCAACCUCUGCCUCAUGGCGCAUGAAGAUCAAACCAACGACGUUCAAGAGGAAGGAAUAGGUUUUGAUAAAAAUGAAUCCAAGGAUAAAAACGUUGAGCAUACACCUAGACAACCUACUAAGGCUCAACGCAAGAAAGAUAAAAACCAAGAUAAUAGAAAACCUAGUCAACCUAAGAACACUGGACAACCUAGACUAAAACCUAGGAAUGAAAGUGGUCAUGAUUCACUCGAAAGAUUACACGUUGAAGACGAUGAAGAAGACACGCCAUUAUACACCAACCCCCAACCACAACCUGAGGAAACACCUCAAGUGAUGGUCGAAAAUGAGGACCAAGCGGACGAAGAAGAACAAGAGGAAGCCCAAGAACAAGAGGAAACCGAGCUUCCCAUCGCUUGGAGAACGCACAAGAACCAUCCACUUGACCAGGAUAUCAACCCGGCGCUGAUCCGGGCCUUCUACUCCAACCUCCGGCGUGAGGACGAGGUCAUCUACAGCCUCGUGAAGUCCACGCGGAUUGAGCUCACCGUGGAGCAGCUUGGGCGCAUCGCCGGCCUUCCCUUCCAAGGCGAAGACGUCUCCCACUAUGGCGGAGAAGACUGGGUGCUCAACAACGAGGGAAAUAUCCUCAACGAGCUUGGCAUCACCGAGCUCAUCCGCCAUGCCUCGGGCCGCCCCACCAGCCACUCCGCUAACCCCGAAGGCCGCCUCGUCCUCUACAUCGUGUCCCGGAUCAUCAAACCCCGGAAGCACGGCCACACAAUCAUGUCCGGUGAGGACCUCAAGCUCAUCCACGCGAUCAUGCACUCGGCCCCAAUCAAUUGGGCGAAGUUUGUCAUGAUCAACAUGACGAUCGCCGCGUCCACCGACCACGACCACCUCCUCCCGUACCCGUUCGUGGUGAUGGACAUCCUUGAACGGUUCAAGGUAACCACCACCGUUGGCCCGCUCACGAAGGCCACGAAGCUUUGGACAAUCAGCAACCAAACCUUCACCAAGCGGUCGGACAACGACGCGACUGCCACUGCCGAGCCACGCCGUGAUGCCGCUGCCGCUGGCCCAGCCGAACCCCAGGCCCGGGCCAACCUCGCCUCCAUCGCCGACUCCCUCAACCGGCUCCACCUCAAAGUUAACGGGAUGGAAGGCUACCUUGAACGGCUCAACAUGGCUGUUCAACGCCAAGGGUACGCCAUGAACGCGUACUUCCAAGGCAUCAACUACGUCCCUCCACCACUCCACGGCACCUUCCUCGGGGAAGUGUACGGUGAUGAAGACGAAGAGGAUGGCUCCUUCUCCCAGUCAAGCUUCCUGGAUGAGGAUAAGUUCGACGAUGCCAUUGAUGGUGAUGAGAUGGACGACGACGACGACGAGGAAGAAACCGAAGAUGAAAGCUAGGACACCCCUAGCAUUUCUAUCUCUUCGUUUAAUUAUCUUGUUUUUUUAAUGCUUCCGUUGUACUCCGCUAUUUCCCAUUCAUAAAAAAAAUUAUCUUUUUAUCUUUUUGUUAAUGACAAAAGGGGGAAGAAAAGGGCUAUGCAUAU